Fusarium redolens is the source of this 6864-nucleotide messenger RNA. Its product is annotated as cohesin loading factor-domain-containing protein. The coding region runs from base 1 to 6864 and encodes 2287 amino acids. The record is from RefSeq and is a predicted model, not a curated record. Gene Ontology annotation, molecular function: protein binding. Gene Ontology annotation, biological process: mitotic sister chromatid cohesion. The transcript is spliced from 7 exons. Lineage: Eukaryota; Fungi; Ascomycota; Sordariomycetes; Hypocreales; Nectriaceae.
AUGGCACCCGCCGCACCACCUCUACCGACGAGGUUCCCAUGUUGGUGUAGAGCUGUAUACUCAUGGGGAGGAGAGUCGAAACGAGAUCUGGGAUUCAUCGAGGGAGAUCUGAUAGAAUGUCUGAAUGCUGGUGAUGGUUCGUGGUGGGUAGGCAGACUAUACCGAGAUCGAAGGACCGUCGGAUCAUUCCCUUCCAACUUUGUCGAGCUUCUCCCUUCUCAAUUCCGCCCAACAACCAAAUCGGUUCCGGCUCCUGUACCAAACGCACCGCCAAGUACUGCACCGACAAAGUCCAGAACAUUUCGAAAGCCAUUCGAAGCAUACGCCAAGGCUCCUCACUACACCAGUGCGAAACAACCCGAGAUCUUCAAAGAGACCCCAAAACCUAAGGAACGACAAAACUCUGGCGCUUCAUUCGCCCCUAGUACUCAUGAAACGGAACGAGGCCCAUCACCUGCACCUCCUCAGCCAUAUAACCACAGAGCACCUUCACCUGCACCACCUCAAGUGUACGAUCACCGGGCUCCUUCGCCAGCACCCUCACCGGCCCCUUCUCACCACUAUGGCUCACGGGCUCCAUCUCCAGCUCCUAUGCACAACUACCACUCGAGGGCUCCCUCACCUGCGCCAAUUCAAAGUUACCACCAUUCAAGAGCUCCAUCACCAGCUCCUCCUCAUGGUUACGAUGCAAGGGGGCCUUCUCCUGCUCCUCCAAUGCACCAAAGCUAUGGCUAUGCUUCAAGAGGUCCAUCGCCCGCGCCAUCUUUCCAUCGUCAAAUAGUACCUUAUCGAGGAGGACAAGACAGAGGUAACUCACCGCCUCCCCCACCACCACCUCCUCACCGGCAAAUGACGAGAGGAGGAUCCAACGAUCUGCAUAGGAGAUCUAUUGAUAUCUCACGUCAUGGAUCCAAUGCCUCUUUCCAACCCUUCUCACCCUCGAGGCAAAAUUCAAAUAAUUCCUACCGACCGCCACAACCACCACAACCAACAAUUAGGCAUGGAUCUAGAGGAUCUUUCGAUGAUAGGUCAUAUAUGCCAUAUACCCCUGGUAGGAACUCCCCUGUUCCACCAUCACCAGCCGGAGGUAUGACGCCUUCUCCAUUGAGAGAGGCCAUGGAUGGUGUCAUGGAGCAAUUAGACGUGCUAGGUGGUGGUCUCGGAAGGCCUGGCCCAGCUCCUUCACCUGAGCCACCUGCCGAUCCUUGGUCUCCAGAAUCCUUUGAUAUGCUGUCUCAUCGUUCAAAUAAAAGGGACCAGGGGCGAAGCAGACCUAAAACCUCGAUGGGAAUCGCGCAAGAUGAGGGAUAUGAAACAUAUAGCGGCGAAUCGUCUCAAGAGGUGUCUUAUCAAGGCGGAGGAAGAGAAGAUAAGCUCAGCAGCUAUGUUGAUCGCAUGGAAAAGCGGUUUCAGCAAAUGCAUCGUCAGAACUCAAGGACUAGCGAGCCUGAUGACGAUCAGCCACCUCCCCCGCCCCCUAAGAAUGUGCCGUACGAGCGGCCGAAGUCGUCUAUGGGCCGGUCCAUUGAGCCUGAACGAAAGCUACGAGCUCGCAAGUCGGCGUAUGAGAUUGGAAGAGGAGUCGCCCGCACAUUAACAACAAAAACCAACUCGACCAAUUCCUCGUCGGGCAAUCAGAGCAACACCAGCUCAUCAACACAGAGCACUUCAAGAACCUUAUGGAGCGGAACAUCAGCUGGUGCUUUCAGUACUACUAGUGCUGGAAGCCUCGCACGCUCAGGCAAGCGUCAACGUGCCCAAAGCGCCCUGGGAGCACGAGACUUGGAGAUUGAUAGGCCAGACUCUCCUUUCACAGGAGUUACCUAUCACAGCAGCCAUGCAAGUGACUCUCCAGCGCAACAGCGUCCCCAGACCCAAGCCGGCUUCCAUGAUGAUCCUUCCUUGGAAUUAGGAGGCUUGGUGCAACCGAAACCACCCAAGAGGAACAUCUUUCGUAAGAUAUUUGACACUGCCAAAACAGGUGUUGCGAGCAGCCGGGGCGGUUUGGUUGCUGGUGGUCUCGGCAUGGACUCGCCAAAAUCACCCUUUGCUCGUUCAAUGCCAGCUGGAGCUUCGCCUAUGCCAGGUAUGGGUAGCACGCCUCCCAACAGAGACGUUGCGACAGAAAUGGGGCUUAGUGGCGGUGUUGAUUGGGUCCAGGUCCGGCGUGAUGUGAAUCGUUCCAACUCGCUCAGCACAAUAGAGUUGACUGAGCGCCGAGAGCGAUGUCAAAUGAUGGAUCACCCUGCCCUUAAUCCUGUCGAUGAGCUCUAUGAGGGCGUCGAAGGAGAUGAGGGAGCUGACGGGGAGCCAGUCCAGGAACCCACCAACUACCAAGGGAUUAACUUGUCUCAAGUAGACAAGAGCUCCCGAUUCAUCAGCGGUCUUCCUCCCGCCAUAACAGCUAUCCAACUUGCCACUACAUACGUAUGCCGACCGUACAGGAGCGAGGUACAGCGGCUGCGAGCAAUCUUCACGUGGGUCUCCGAAAAGAUUUGCUGGGAAGAGGACUUUGAGGGUGAAAUCGACACAACACGAGUUAUCCAGGCCAAAAGGGCAUGCGCUGAGGAGUAUGCUGUCCUGGUGAUGGAUAUGUGUUCUGCGAUCGGUAUCCACUGUGAGAUCGUUCGAGGCUACCUCAAGUCCCCAGGCGAAGUUUCCGAAAUUAACAUCAUGCCUCGACCCAAUCACUGGUGGAAUGCUGUUCUCGUUGACAAUGAGUGGCGCAUGAUUGACUGCUGUCUUGCCAGUCCCUCGUAUCCUCGGCGAGGUUUAUACUCCAAUGCAAAUAACACAGCUGAUCCCUGGUGGUUCUUGACCAGGCCACUGGAGAUUUGCUGGACGCAUAUCCCAGAGCAUCACAGUCAGCAGCACAUCGUACCUCCUGUCGCACAUGAAACACUCCUCAACCUGCCAUGCGCUUGUGCGCCGUUCUUCCGCAAUGGUUUCGAGAUGGUGGAUUAUAAUACUGCAUUGACUCGAAUCGAAGAUCUGGAGAUGGUUCAUAUCAAAUUCAGUGUUCCAUGCGACGUGGAGAUCGCCGCCGAGGUCGAAGUCCGAGGUUAUUCGAGAGAUUCAGACGGAGAUGUAUUUGAAAGCGGCGAUAUCGUCAAGAAGAGGGCACUGGCUCAAGCUGAAUGGUUCAAUGGCAUCAAGCGAUACACUGUCAAAGCUCUACUACCUGGAGAUGAAGGGCAGGGAACCUUGAAGAUUUAUGCUGGCAAGCGAGGUCUUAUGCAUAGCAUCAAGGAUAUUCCACACCCCCUUGCCUUUGCAUUGCCUAUUGUCCACACAGGCGAAAACCCGCCUUAUGAGUUUGUUACAAGGCAUCCAACUCCUCACGCACAGCGGCAUGAUAUCUAUGUGGUUCAGCCGCAGUGCCAAAGGCUUGCACUUAACAAUACUUUUGUCUUUGCCAUCAGACAGCAUCCAAGUUCGCUGGGUGGGUCGGCACUUACACCGUCGUCUAAUCCAGGCGGCACCAGCCCCAUACCGUUCGCCCGCCCCAGUUCAGCGCUGAGCAUGAAUGCGUCAAGUGUUAGUGGCUCGACCCCAAGCUCAGCUACGGGCACUGUGGCUGGGAAGAAGCCUGCCAAACUGGCAAUCCAGACACCAGGAGGCAAGAUCCUCCGUCUUAUGAGGAAGGAGGAUCGUAAGGGUAUUCACGUUGGAGGCCGAAGUCUUUCAGGCAGCGAAACCGCUAGUGAUGGUGGAACCUGGGAGACAAUAAUCAAGUGUUCAGAGAAGGGUGGCCAACAAGGCUCACAGCAACCGCUGCCAGUACCCGGAAUGAAUCCGCCUUCAUCGUAUAUGCCCGGCGGCUACCAGCAGUAUACGAAUCCUCAACAGCAGCAGCAGUUCUAUUCGAUGCCCCCACAGCAAGGUCAGCAGCAACAACAACCGUACCUUCAGCAGCAGCAGAUGGCGCAGUUCGGGGGCAUGCAGACGGCUUUUCAGGGAUAUGACACAGCUGGACAAGCGUAUGGGGGGCACCAGAUGCAGGCAGCUGCCGCGCAAUAUACACCUCCAGCGAAUGUUUGGCAGCAGCAGCAAUCUACGGGAGGGCAGAGCAUGAUGUAUCAGCAACAAUAUCAGCAACCGCAUCAUCAACAGCAGCAACAUAUGUACCAGCAGCACGUCGCGUCGCCUCAACAACACGUUCAACCGAGAAGGCAGUCUGGCCACGUCCCUUCGCCGCAGCAAAGGCCCUCUUCGAUACCACAAAACCAAGGAUAUCCACUCCCCCAGGCGCAGCAACAACGGUCUCAACACCAACAGUAUUCGCAGCAGCAUACGCCACAGCAACAAUACCAGCAGCAGCAGCAACAUACGCACUAUCAGCAGCAGCAUCAGGUGACGGCUCCUCAGCCAUCACCGCAACCUACACCAAAGCAGGUAGCCUCGCCGGCUCAGCCACAGGCUCGACAAAUAAAACAGAGCCAGCAGCCACGCCAAGACCCUUCGAAACAGCAGCAAGACACAAUUCGACAACCUGUGCAAAAACCUAUGAUAAUAGAUAUAGAUGAGCCCGCAUCGGAGGCUGUGCAACAGCCUGUCUCGGAACCAACUAAGCAACAGCCACUUGCGCAGCAGGAACCGGAGCAGAUGGUCUAUGUGAAUCUGCAAGACAUCCAAAAAAUGCCACCGCUUCCACCAAUAACCAUGGAUCAGACACAAGGCGGCCCUACGCCUCAGACCGGGAAGACAACGAACUGGGACGCGCAGUACGAAUCUGGCACUGUCAAGCCUGUGGACAUUAUGCUGAGCAGUCCACAAACUCAGCCUCUCCCACCACCUCAACCAAAAGCGCAGACAUCUCAUCAUCAUCAACCGGCGCAAAUGCAACCUCAACUGGCCACUCCCCGGGCAAAACCUAGCCCUCUCUCAUCCAUCGUCAACUCACCGGCAAUUAGCGCUCGCUCUCCGAGUAUUACCAAGAAAUCACCCGCGACCACGCCAAAAAGUAGGCCCCUAGACACUGUCCAUCUUAUGGUGGCAGUGGCCGAAGAGUGCUUUGAUAAGGCCCGUGGCUCUGUACACGAUGUCGCGAUGUCCCUAAACGCCACGCGAAUAGAUGAGUAUCAGAAACUGAUCUCGACAGGCCUGGCGUGUCUAGAGGCGUGUUUGCAAAGUAAUAGACUGUCUCCGCGUCAAGAAGCAAAGAUGCGAUUGAGAUACGCAACUGUAGUAUUAGAAGAGACGGAGAACCCAAUGGAAGCUGAGACGGCCGUCACAAAAGGCAUCUCUCUUUGCGAAAAGAAUGGCUUGGCCGAUCUCAAAUAUUGUAUGCAUUAUAUCAGAUUAAAGCUCUUAUUUCAGCGAAAUCACAAGGCUGCUUUGAACGCAGCUGAUCGACAAAUUGCUGACUGUGAAACCUACAAACAUAUACAAUGGGUUUAUGCUUUCAGAUUGUUGAAGGCUUCAUUUUACAUGGAGCUUGGUCAGACAGCUGACGCCAGUGCACUGGAGAACAUUCGCUCUAUCCAAGUUACAGCUAGCUCCCGUGGCGACGAUGCCCUGAGUGUGUUUGCCUUCAUUCUUGAAGGUCUUGCACUUCUCAAGGCUUCCAAAGAUGGCAACAUUGAAAAGGUCCAAGCCUGUAUUGCUCAAGUAGCAAAGUACCAGUGUGAACCAUCUAUUCAUAUCAUGCAACUCGAUAUGCUGACGCUGCUUCUGGAUCUUGUCUGCACUAUCAAUCACUCUGGCUUGGAUUUGAUACUUGAUAAGCUUAAAAUGUUGCAAGAUCGCAUGGAUGCGUGCACCGACUGGCACAGCGUCAAGUCCGAUUUUCUCAUUCCAGUCCAGAAGCAACCCUCCACGGGCCAUACCAUUAGUAGUGACACAGCAGGCAUCAUUCAAAGCGGAGAGGGUGUUCCAGAGGAUUUUCUAGUCAUGUCAUUCAUGACCAAAGUCGAGUUGAAUUCUCUUGUCUUCACUUUGACAGGUCUCGUGAAUAUGCACAAGUCAAGCGCACAUGGUCGACAGACAGCCGACUUCUUGAAUGAAGGCGUGAAAGCCCUGGAUACUUGGGACAAAGCGACAGCCGGGUUUAGGUAUGGACCGUCCAUCUCGUUGCAAGAUGCUAUUGCGCAACGUGAGUGGCGGCUGGAAGCUCAUUGCUAUCUCACCAUAUUACUUGGCCUAUACGCGGCUAGUCACUGCCAAUGGGACUUGGUAAAGCAAUACAUCGUGAAGCUUCAGGAUAUCAUGAUACCGUCUACACAGGGCAUCCUGCGUUUGCUGGCUAUCUACCUAUCGGGAGUGUUCGACCAAGGCACAGGGGAACUGGAUGCUGCUAUGAAUACUUUCCAAAAGCCUGACUUUGAUCUGAACCAGCGUGGAACCGGUGUCAAAGCCGCUCAUCGUGAGUUAGCAAUGCUAGCUGGUCUGAACAGGCUUUGGAUCAUGCAGCAUCCUUCAUACCGAAACGACCGAGCAACACUCGAUCUGAUCGAACAACUAAGGCCAUUAUGCCUAAACCACCACAAUGUCGACCUACGGACUGCUUGGCAUAACGUUAUGGCCGCUAUUAGCACCGAUCCACCUCAGCAGCUUAAUCAACAAAAACAACACAUUCAGUCUGCCAUGGCCGGAUCCAAGUCCACUAAGAAUGUACUAGGCGCAGCCGUCACACUCGCUAUCAUGCGCAGCCGUUUAUUCGAGAACGUCGUUGGUGAUCAAGCCCUGAAGAGCGCCCUAGCAGCAGCCAAGCAGGCUCAUCGUAGUGGCAACGUCCUGUGGCAGAGUGUUGCAGACGGUAUGCUUGCUCACUCAUAUGAAGUACAAGGCAAGGAAGAAGAAGCAGCGCAAGAAUGGGCGAGGGCGACUAGGGAAGCCCAAGAGGCAUUUGCAGGAAGUUUCUGA